Molecule: messenger RNA, 2050 nt
Organism: Spea bombifrons (plains spadefoot toad)
Lineage: Eukaryota; Metazoa; Chordata; Amphibia; Anura; Pelobatidae
Gene: PCGF2
Product: polycomb group ring finger 2
Exons: 10
Coding region: 177-1136 (319 amino acids)
Biological process (GO): negative regulation of transcription by RNA polymerase II
Cellular component (GO): PRC1 complex
Molecular function (GO): promoter-specific chromatin binding
Source: RefSeq, a predicted model, not a curated record
AGGGGGUGACAGAGACGUGGGGGGUGGGUGAGCCAGCCAGGGAGGGAGGUGAGGAGGGGGAAAGAGAUGUGGAGACAGAACCGCUCGGAGUAAUAACCGGAGACAGACGGAGCGCGGAGAAAGCAGGACCCGGCAUCACUCGAGUCCCUCCACUUCCCCCUCCCCUCGGCUCAGCCAUGCAUCGGACUAUGCGGAUAAAGAUUACGGAGCUCAACCCGCACCUGAUGUGUGCGUUAUGUGGAGGAUACUUCAUAGAUGCAGCCACGAUUGUAGAGUGCCUGCAUUCAUUCUGUAAAACUUGUAUUCUGCGGUAUCUGGAAGCUCACAAAUUUUGCCCAAUGUGUGACUCCCAGGUCCACAAAGGACGUCCGCUCCUGAGCAUCAGGUCAGACAAAACACUGCAGGAUAUUGUAUAUAAACUUGUUCCAGGACUCUUUAGAGAUGAGAUGAAAAGACGGCGAGAUUUCUAUGCCUCCUAUAACCGUAAAGAGGCUAUUGAUAGCUCUGCCACGGAACAGGGAGAGAAGACCACAGAAUGCGGGGAGGGAGCCGUGCAAGAGGAGGAAAAUAUCAGUCUCUCAAUUCAGUUUUCAGAGGAUGCCAGGGACGACACUCUGGAUUCAAUGGACAGCGAGGACUUGGAGAAGAGGAACAGUCUGCGUUUCCUGCGCUGUCCAGCUGCUAUGACCAUUACUCACCUUGCCAAAUUCCUACGAAACAAGAUGGAUGUCCCUAGCAAGUACAAGGUGGAGAUUCUCUACGAGGAGGAGCCACUAAAAGAUUAUUACACACUUAUGGACAUUGCAUAUAUCUACCCCUGGGGGAGGACGGGUCCUCUACCCCUUAAGUACCGAGUGCAGCCAACGUGCAAGAGAUUGCGGUUUAGCCGUCCAAGGAACCCUCAAGAGCUUAACCGCGGAACCACAUCGGAGGGAGAAUCUGCUAGUGACAAGGCUAGUAGUCCAGCUCCUGUUCCUUCCACCUCAUCCUCCUUACCCAGCCCUGCAACCCCUUGCCAGGGGUCGCCAAACCCCACUACUGAGAUACCUCCUUUGUCUGCCCUGCACAACGGGCAUUCAGCAGGACGAGGACGCAAACUAGCACUCAAUGGUGUUCCGGGACCCCCUCUCACCUGAAGACCCUUUCUUGUUGCUGCCUUUUAUACAUAUGUAUAUAUACAGAAGGACUUUCUUAUUUUCUAUGGACAAAACAAGAGUAAUUUAAUCCCAUCUCCUGCCCUAAACCCCUUUUUUGUAAUUUUUGAUUGUAAUUUAUAAGAAAGUUGGGAGAAGCAGGGCAUUCUGAAUAGGAAUGCAGGCACUCCCAUGUUUGUCAAACCUCUAUUUUAGUCUCAUGUCUCGUUCCAGUUUUUUGUUUUUGUAUGCCGAGUGAAGAGGACGGCUGAAUACUCUGCAUCAUUAAGAGCCAGUAAACCUGCCCCCUUGUUACAGAUGGUGGCGAUCUCCCAUGUAGUCCGUUUUCCAGGACUGUUAACUUUGUGAAUAGGAGGACGUGAUUGGGAACUUUCAUGUAGAGCGAUCACAGCUUCCUUUUGACUGAAAUAUUUUCAAAAGGGAAACGUAACCACAAAACAGAUUUUGUUGAGGAAUAGGGGUUUUGGAAAAACUGCCCAAGUCAUUGACCAGAUUUGGGCAUGACUAACUUGACACUAGUGGCAGCUCUACCGUAACGUAGCACCUGAGUUUGCAGCGUUUCUACCUAUGGCAAGAGUGAGGCCCUUAUGAGCACCUACUAUGGUAUAUAUAUGUUUUGGAAGUAUGAUUUCCCCUUUCCUAAAAUUAAUAGCACAUAAUGUUGGUUGACGUUCUCUAGAAAAAUACCCAACUCCCUCCAAGAGGACUAUGCAUAAACAAGGAAAUCUGUUCACCUUCCAUAUAUGGCACAACGGGGGUUCCUAUCUUAAUUAUGACCCUUUAAACUCCCCCCUAUAAAAACUUGUGUAUCUAGUGUGGGUGGGAUUCUAGGGUUGUGGAUUGUCUAUUCUUGUGUAUAUCAAUAAAGUCAUGCAGAGUGUUACGUUUUGGCAUGA